UCAAGAGCCUUUUUUUAGUUUCACAGUCCUCUCACAAUAAAGGUAGAGGGAGUUAUAACUGCCAGCACUCGUCCUGUGUCUGAGUGUGCUCUUGUUUCAACUGCAGGAUCAGAUAAGCAGCCAUGGAUGAUGUAUAUAAAGCAGCGGUUGAGAACUUAACAGAGGAGCAGAAAAAUGAGUUCAAAGCUGCGUUUGAUAUCUUCAUCCAGGAUGCAGAGGACGGCUGCAUCAGUACCAAAGAGUUAGGAAAGGUGAUGAGAAUGCUGGGACAGAAUCCCACUCCUGAGGAGUUACAGGAGAUGAUUGACGAGGUGGAUGAAGAUGGCAGCGGGACAGUAGAUUUCGAUGAGUUCUUGGUGAUGAUGGUCCGCUGCAUGAAGGAGGAGAGCAAAGGAAAAUCUGAGGAGGAGUUGGCUGAACUUUUUCGCAUGUUUGACAAGAAUGGAGAUGGAUACAUAGACUUAGAAGAGCUGAAGUCCAUGCUGGAGUCCACUGGAGAGGCCAUCACUGAAGAUGACAUCGAAGAGUUGAUGAAGGAUGGAGACAAAAACAAUGAUGGCAAAAUUGAUUAUGAUGAGUUCCUGGAGUUCAUGAAAGGAGUUGAAUAAAGGAUUCUACCGGACGCUUCACAUCUUCUAUCUUCUACAUGUGUUGGCAAUAUCAUCAAAGGCCUUCAUGAAUAUAUCUUCACUGGUUUUUCUAAGACUGUACCUUCAAGGCCUUAACAGCUUUUCCAGGAGAUUUCAUUGAAUAAAAUAUUUUUUCUGAAUAAAAAUACUUACAUGUU
Messenger RNA from Oreochromis aureus, 787 nucleotides. Its product is annotated as troponin C, slow skeletal and cardiac muscles-like. Lineage: Eukaryota; Metazoa; Chordata; Actinopteri; Cichliformes; Cichlidae. The transcript is spliced from 6 exons. Gene Ontology annotation, molecular function: calcium ion binding. The record is from RefSeq and is a predicted model, not a curated record. Bases 123 to 608 code for a protein of 161 amino acids. Gene Ontology annotation, cellular component: myosin II complex.